Molecule: messenger RNA, 231 nt
Organism: Mesorhabditis belari
Lineage: Eukaryota; Metazoa; Nematoda; Chromadorea; Rhabditida; Rhabditidae
Source: the annotation of a GenBank genome assembly
AUGAUGUCAAGUCAGCAGCGUCAACAACCACAACCAAAUAUGGGUCAUCGACACUCAUUGACAAUCGAGACAAAUCCCCUUCAUUUGUUGCCAUCGAAUGUCCGACGAUUUUCACAAGUUGGCGAACUCAAGGGUCAUCUCAAGCCGGAAAUCCUUGCGAAAGUCGCUCAAAACAACGGAAUCCCGGAGGUCCAAGACGAUGAAAAGAAGAAAGAUCAAGAAAGUGAUAAG